AUGGCGAUUCUCGUGCGCCGCGUGCUCUUCGUGGCAGACAUCGUUCUGGAUGUGCUGGUGGGCAAGCAGCUUCUGGAAUCGGGGCAUCCGGACUGGGCUGUGGUGUGUUGGGUUAUUGUGUCCAUGACAUAUGUGAUCAUGGCUGCGGCUUUGGGCCCUAAAGCCGUCGAGAAGUUGUCCAAGUCGACGACAUGUUCGACCACGUCGCCAAGGCUGAUUGCCGUGCUGUGGUCUUUCUUGGGCGUGCCAGCGCUACUGGCGCUCGACAUAUGUUGCGCUGUGAUCUAUGCGCUGCGAGACCCCAUGGAUGUCGAGAUGUUCCACUACAUGAAGCUGCGUGGUCUGGUGGAAAGCAUUGAGGCUGCUUUACAGGUUGCGUUGCAAUCCUACAUUGCCAUACGCUUGUGGAAUCCAUUUGGCAACCUGCCUCCGGUCGUCUUCGACGGGUUAAAUCCCCGCACGCUGGCUGUGUCCUUAUUCUUCUCUGUGUAUAACCUGUAUGAUCAGCUCAGCUUUCUCAGAAGAUUCGCGAAGUUGCAGUGCAACGGUCGGGUCGGUACCUUCCUAUUGAAAAUGAGCCAGCUGGGAAAAGGCUUAGCCCCCAGCAGCAUCUACGAAGCCCUCAGAAAGAGUCGAGUUGUAGACGUUCACUUCAACCUCUCCAACGCGUCUUUGCCCGAACUUUUUCGGAUUGCCCAAGUGGCCAGAAGAUCUAUCACCUUGCAGAAGCUCUGUUUCUUGGACUGCCGAUUCUUGGAUGCCAUGCAUGCAGAGGGAGGGGAUGAGGAGAUAAACAGUUGGAUGGUGGAACUCCUGUUGGCGGAACAUCUUCAAACCAUUUCCUUGCAGAGGGUCGCAGAGGAACGGCACGUCUGCUUGGUGCAGAACGUGCAGAAUAACAUCCUGGCAGCCCCAGCUUUUGAGGAGUUGUUUAUCAAUGGGGAAAGAUGUCAGGUGGAGCGACAAUGUAAGGCGGAGCGGACCGAGGACGUUGAGAUUUUACCCAUUCUCUUGACAGGCAAUUGGAAGAAUGCCAGAGAACAACUCCUGAAGAGGAAGAUUUCCCUUAGCGAAGAUUGGGUGCUGCAGCUGUGCAAGCACAGCUCCUGUCACAAGACGCUAUCGCUCCUGCUUGCUGCUGGAGCCGAUGUUGCCGAGGGCGCCUUGAAUGAAGCAGCAUGCAACGAUGCCACGAGCAUCAUUCAGGUGCUUCUGAGACAUCGAGCAGAUGUGAACUCGGUGUUCGAAGACUCAUCGCCCUUGGAAAUUGCAGCUCAAUCAAGCUGUCACAAAGCGGUGCGCUUGCUCCUGGCGGCACGCACGGACGUGUCGAUGCACGGGCCCGCCGCAGCACGGGCCGCCGCCUUCACCGAUGAUGUGGAGAUGCUGAGGCUCUUCAUCUCCCAGAAGGCCGACAUCAACGCCCAGUGCCCACUUUCAGGGAAUGACCGAGCCCUUCACUUGGCAGCAGACCGUGGGGCCAGUGAAUGCUUGAAAGAGCUAUUGAGGUGCCGUGCAGAUGCUUCGCUGGUUGAUGGCAAUGGCGCCACCGCACUUUCCAGGGCAGCCCGGAAUCGUAAAUGCGUCGAGAUGCUGUUGCCUCUGAGUGACGUUCAUGCCAGGGACAAUGACGGCAUCACUGCCCUGCAAAGGGCAGCUGGUGACAAUGAUGUUGCAAUGCUGGAGCUCUUGCAGAACGCUGGAGCUGAAAUAGAGGCGCUGGAUGACGCCGGCGACGCCGCCCUGGCCUUUGCAGCCAUUGAGGGGGCCCAGGAUGCCAUCCAAUAUUGCAUCCGACAGCGAUGCGACGUGAAUCGGCAGAACAAGCAUGGCAGAAGCCCUUUGAUGCAUGCAGCUGCUGGCAAUCAUGUCCAAGCCUUGUGUCUCUUGUUAGGCUCCGGGGCUGCAGUUGAGACGGUGGACGAAGAUGGCAACACAGCCUUGCAUCUCGUGGGCCAGCGCGCUCAGGAAGAGGAAGAGGAGGAAUGUGAAGACUCCGAAGAUGAAGAGGGAGAAGGUGAAGAAGCAGAAGGCGAAGAAGACGGAGGAAUAGAGGGUGAUAAAGCAGAAGGUGAGGAGGAGGAAGAAGGACUGGAACAAGAAGAGGGAGAAGGAGGGCGGGAAGACGAGGGAGAGGGAGGAGACGCAGAAAGAGAGGAAGGAGCUGGGAACGCGGAAGGCGACGGGCAGCUACGAGAGUUGGAAGCAGAAGCGGAACUCGACGCACAGCUGCAAGAGCUGGAAGAAGAAGCAGAAGCUCUGCUGCGUCAAGAGCAGGGAGGUGAAGAGGGCGAAGGCGAAAAGAACGCCGAAGGUGAACAGGGCGAACAAGGCGAAGAAGACGAGAACGCAGGAGGAGAAGAAGAGGUCGAAGAGGGCAAAGCAGACGAAGAGUACGCCGAAGGCGAAGAGGGCGAAGAGGAAGUGCAAGUGCAAGAGCAAGCAGAAGCUCAAGUGGAAGAGGCGCGCCAGAAGGUCUCUGCCAAGAUCGAAGGGCGUUCGAGUAUGUGUAUCAAAGUGUUGCUCGACCACCGAGCACAUGUAAACCAUGCCAAUCACUCGGGCGAGACCGCUUUGAUGCUCACCAAGAGUGCCAAGUGUGUGAAACUUCUGUUGCAUUCCCGUGCAGACCCACACGACAUUGUGGAGAAGCCGAAUCCAGGUGAUGCGGAGUCGGCGGAUGCCCUUAUUCAAGACCUCCUCAAAGAGGAGUGA
This is a messenger RNA of Symbiodinium natans, 2715 nucleotides long. The record is from the annotation of a GenBank genome assembly. NCBI's taxonomy places the organism in Eukaryota, Dinophyceae, Suessiales, Symbiodiniaceae.